AUGAUCGACAUCUCGCUGGCGCACGAGUUGGCGCGCGCUCGGCUUGUCGAAAUUCCGAUGAUAAGAGAAAAGUUGGAGAGGAUCAUGCAGGUCCAGCUAGAGUUUCAGGCCUUGGUCAACGAGCACGAAGAGCGCAGUUAUGAGCUGCUGAACAUUGUUAUCGAAGAAGUCUUAGGAACUGCUAACACGGAGUCACUCUCGUUUGAUAUGCUACUGGAGAUAUUGGUUAAAGUGCUUAUUAGCUAA
Molecule: messenger RNA, 246 nt
Organism: Phytophthora infestans T30-4
Lineage: Eukaryota; Oomycota; Peronosporomycetes; Peronosporales; Peronosporaceae
Exons: 1
Coding region: 1-246 (81 amino acids)
Source: RefSeq, a predicted model, not a curated record